AUGAAAGCCUUUAUAUCUUUGUUAGUCUCCUUGCACCUCGUCGCAAACAAAAUAUUAGCGUCUGCUCAAGCGUCUUGCGCCCAGAUCCCCAACUACAAUCUAUCGGGAACCGUCAGUAUCCCCUACCCUCAGCCCCCAGGUGUCCCUGGUCCAUCAGGGAACUUCACCGUCUCAGAAUACGUUUAUUUCAACAACCAUACCGGGCAGGCAUACCCUAUGUCUAGCAUGACCAUAACAGCCGAGAACUCUAGCGGCAAGCCGAUUAUCUACGACAGCUUUCCUUACAAGGGCUGUGCUCUUUUCAUUGGUAUGCUUAAUUCACAACAUCCACCUACCAAAGGCCAUCUCAACGAUGGCUCAGAAGAGAGUUGUAUCUCUGCAAUCUCCGAAAAGUGCAUCCAAAAUGUUCAUCGCUUUAUGGAUGCCCAUAUAUCAAUGUUUAAGGCCAUGCCGGUGGAAGAGGCUUGUGGUUUCUUUGCAUAUAACCCGAUCGUUUGUGAAUCCCCUGACGGACAGGGUGAUCAACUCAAGACAUACGGUGGUGUUUCUCUUUUUAACCCACACCCCAAUACCUCGAAUGCGGAAACUGUCGAGAAAAAAGGCUGCACAGAGCGCUUCAAUCACCCGCAAUAUCCAGGCGCAAUUCUAUAUGAUACCAACUGGGACCUCGCUUUGCUUGACGCUAAUACAUCCGCCAUUGCCAAUGUAGCAACGCCAGUUAUUGUUGUUGCUUGGAGUAUUCCGAAUGACCAUUAUGCUUUUUGGUCAGACACCAAAGUGUUUUGUAUUACACCUAACAAGUUCGCUCCUGGCACGCAUGAAAAUGUAACAACGGACAGUGGGACUAUGUCUCAGUACAGAGCAACUCGCACCCCGGGACUUGUUGCAGCGGCCGGUAUUGUAGGGGGUAUAGUUAUGCUAUUGUAA
Penicillium riverlandense is the source of this 927-nucleotide messenger RNA. RefSeq lists its product as uncharacterized. The transcript is spliced from 2 exons. The record is from RefSeq and is a predicted model, not a curated record. Bases 1 to 927 code for a protein of 308 amino acids. NCBI's taxonomy places the organism in Eukaryota, Fungi, Ascomycota, Eurotiomycetes, Eurotiales, Aspergillaceae.